Messenger RNA from Anastrepha obliqua, 2444 nucleotides. Its product is annotated as sodium-independent sulfate anion transporter. The record is from RefSeq and is a predicted model, not a curated record. NCBI's taxonomy places the organism in Eukaryota, Metazoa, Arthropoda, Insecta, Diptera, Tephritidae. Gene Ontology annotation, biological process: transmembrane transport. The coding region runs from base 196 to 2127 and encodes 643 amino acids. Gene Ontology annotation, molecular function: sulfate transmembrane transporter activity. The transcript has 6 exons. Gene Ontology annotation, cellular component: membrane.
AGAUUGUGGCAUUCGCGCACUCGACGUUGAGUUAGUGACACACGUUUAACGCCGGUAAUCCUCGCAAAACAUACGCGUCCCUACUUAAGUGAUAAUAAAUUAUACCUCCUCGUACUUGAUGUAUUGCAUAUUUUAGUUGUAAACAAAUUAUUCUUAGUGAAUUGAUAAACACACCAAAUUCGCACUAGUCGACAAAUGACUUCAGACAGAUUGAGUACGGUGAACCCCAGUGGUCAAGGCAACGACAAUUACGGUUUGGAAGUAUCCGUAGAUAUACCACCAAAUGGUCUAUAUUCAGGCAGCAGUGAUUGUAUAAUCCAGGAUGAUGAUCCCAAAAAUAAACGCGGCUGUUGUAAUACAACUGGUGAUUGGCUAAAUCGCACUGCUUCGAAUGUUUUUCGCAAAAAAACGCUCUACAAACGGUUGCCAAUACUAGAGUGGUUACCCAAAUAUGAUCGACAGGAUUUUGUCGGUGAUUUGGUGGCUGGUAUAACCGUCGGUUUAACUGUGAUACCUCAGGGAUUGGCUUAUGCAGGCAUAACAGGUCUUGACCUACAGUAUGGUCUCUACGGCUGCUUCUUCGGUUGCUUCAUUUAUGUACUUUUUGGCUCCAGCAAAGAUGUACCUGUCGGCCCUACCGCCAUUGCCGCACUGCUCGUAUUUCAAACUGCAAGGGGUAGCUUGGAGAAAACGAUAUUACUUACGUUUCUCACUGGCAUCAUUGAAGUGCUCAUGGGCAUAUUCCAGCUAGGUUUCCUCAUAGACUUUGUGUCUGGCCCAGUUAGUGCGGGUUUCACUAGCGCUGUGUCGCUCAUCAUUUUCACCUCGCAACUCAAGGAUAUACUGGUUGUGAGCACAGAUGGCGAUACCUUUGUCGAAAUGUGGAUUUCAAUAGUAAACGAUAUUCAAAACAUUAGCUGGAAUGAUACGGCUUUGGGCGUUGGUUGCGUCUUUCUGCUGUUGGCCAUGCGUUCUAUGACUAUGGUGAAAAUCGGUCCUAAGGAAGGCAAAAAGUGUUGGCAAAGCGUGAUUGAGAAGGCUAUUUGGUUGAUUGGUACAUCACGUAACGCUGUACUUGUGAUAUUGGUUACUAUUUUGGGUUACACGUUGCGUAGCUCAGGCAAAGAUAUUUUCAAAAUGGUCGGUUAUGUGCCAAAAGGUUUGCCAGAAUUCAAAGUACCACCAUUCUCUAUGACCACCUACACCGACACAACCAGCGGCGAAGUUAUUGAGAAGCACGAAAAUUUCAUACAGAUGGUGAGCAGCUUGGGUGCGGGUCUCAUAGUAGUGCCGUUGAUUUCAUUGUUGGAGAAUACCGCCUUGGUGCAAGCAUUUGCUGAUGGUAAACCCGUUGAUGCGAAUCAAGAACUUAUUGCCAUUGGUCUUUGCAACAUAGGCAAUUCCUUUGCGCAAGGCUUCCGUGGCAAUGGACCGAUCGCGCGUGGCGCAGUAUUGAAUGCUAGUGGAGUUAGAACACAGCUAUCGAAUCUUUACACUGGUAUCAUUGUCAUAUUUUCUUUGCUCUGGCUAACACCUGCUUUCCAAUAUAUUCCAAAAUCCGCACUGGCCGCUAUAAUUUUGGCAGCAGUCAUCUUCAUGGUGCAAUACCGCGUCAUCAAACCGAUGUGGAGAAGUAAAAAAACUGAUCUCAUUCCCGGUCUCAGCGCCUUUGUGGCAUGCCUAUUGUUGCCCCUACAGAUCGGCAUACUCGUUGGCAUUGCCAUCAAUAUCCUCUUUAUUCUAUAUAGUGCGGCGCGUCCAAAACUGCGCAUUGAAAUUGCAACAACUUCGAAUGACAUCAAAUAUCUCAUGCUCACUCCCGAUCGCUGUCUGAUCUUCCCAUCGGUCGAGUUUAUGCGAAAUGUGAUUAACAAACAAGGUCGCAAAUCGACGCUACCCGUGGUCAUUGAUUGCACCUAUAUAUAUGGUGCGGACUUCACCGCCGCCAAAGUGGUCUCACAGCUAAUUAAUGACUUCGAAGCGCGCAAUCAGAAGCUCUACUUCUACAAUCUGCAGCAACGUGUCGCGCAGGUGUUUGAGGGCCUCAACAAUAAGCUGAUCGUUAUCUACGACGCUGAGCAUUUGGAAAUGGAGUUAUCUGGCAAAGAAAAUGAAACAAGGCAGUAGUAACAUUGUAGAUGUUGUUUGUGUAACAAAUUAAUUAUUAACUAACAACCACUGAAGCAGAAAAUCGAGUACUAAAGUGUUAAGUGGCGAAAGUAUGUUUGAUACCCGUACACUCUUAUAAAUCGGUUACUUAAUACAACCAUAUCGUCUGCUGUUAAAUGGAUUUUGUGAUAUAUGUAUAGUAAUAGCUAAAUUUUCGCAUUUCAAAAUAUUUCCCCAGACAUUGGCGCCUUGACUUAUUUGUAGUGCAGUUUAAAUUAUUAUUUACUUGCUACUACUUCGAUAUUUCUUUGUUCAGUGAUAAUUCCGAAAUAUUU